Molecule: messenger RNA, 1690 nt
Organism: Monopterus albus (swamp eel)
Lineage: Eukaryota; Metazoa; Chordata; Actinopteri; Synbranchiformes; Synbranchidae
Exons: 1
Coding region: 44-661 (205 amino acids)
Source: RefSeq, a predicted model, not a curated record
ACAUAAUGAAGAAGUGCCGAAGAAACAUGAACAAGAGGUGAAGAUGAAUGAGGACUUCACAGUAGAAGUUGAUGAGGUUUACAAAGAAAGAGAGGUUAUCACAGGUGGGAUGUGGUGGUUGGUGUUUUAUGAAGGAGCUGUCUGCUGCACUGUCUGUGAGGAGAACUGUCACUAUCCUGGAUGCACAAUGGCCUGGUAUCCUAAAGACUGUGAGGUCAUGAAAGAUGGCCGCUGUACUUCAUGUACCAAUAAGUGUCCUGUGUCAGAUCAUGUGAAAGUACAAUGGAGAUAUGUGACCAAGACCAGGAAAGUUAAGAAGACUGAAAAGGAAAUGAAAGAGAGAUAUGAAAAGAAUAAAGCUGAAAGUGAGAAGAAGUUAAACUUGUUGGAAAAUCUAAGACAGGAAAUGGAAAAACUGAAGACAGAGAAGAAUCAGCUGCUUGAAGAGGUCUACCAGCUUGUUGUCAGUCUGGAACAGAUUGCCCUGAAUGUCUGUUCUCUGUCCACUCAUGUCCACUUGGACUUCCUUAUUGAGAAGAUGAAGGAGAAAGGAGACAGAGAGAAGGUCCAGAGUCUGGAGGGGAUGAGAAGUCGAAUGGACGAAGGAACCAGAGCAGGACUGGGAUACAUGCGGAGUCAACUAAGAGCAUUGGGAAAGUAGUUAAAGAAGCAGAGGUGUAGGUGAUCAGACAGCUUUGUAGAAAACUGCUGACAACCUGUUAUUGCAACAAAACUAGUGCAUUUUUACAUGUCCCUUGUUUUCUGCAUCAGAUCAUAUAUUUUUUAUUAAUUAAUGGUAAUUAAUAAUUAAGCAGUUGUCAAUCAAUAAUUAAUUAACAAUCAGUUUAUCAUUAACACUCCUAAGUAUGAGGCAAUGUCGCAUUUUGUGGUGCACAGAACAGAAUUAGGCGACUUGGUUUCUCUGGAAAAAGAAAAAGAACUGUAACCAGAACCAGCUGAGGAAACUGUAAUGUGACAGUACAGGUAGUUUAUCUCUAACUGGACUUUGACAUACUGCCUCAGCUGGUAACCAGCAGCCCCCACUCUCCUUCAUAUGUGGAGUGAACUGGGAGCCAGCUACCAGCAGCCACCCCGGUGGUCGAUGCUCAGCCUACAAGGGGGACAGCAGCUCCCCCCAUCCCUGAUGACCCAGACUGACACUAGCAUGUCACUGCCACAGACGCUGUCCCACAUGUUGUUUCUCAGUGAAUCAUGGGACUGGUCUCAGACACCUCCUCUUAUCUCUGUCUCCUGAAUCCUUCUCUCAGGCUGUUUUCUGAUUGGCAGAUGGAUCAUUGGCCAAAGGUGAUGGUUACCUUCUGUCCAUCACUGAUUGAUUAUCUCUGAUGUGUCUUUAUCUGAUGGAUGAUUUGAUUCAAGAUUCAAGAUUGUUAUUUGCCAUUUAUGCAUAAACAGACAGUCUAGUCAUAUAGGAAUUCUUGUGCAGGGCUCUCCUGGAGUCAAGUAAAGAGUUAGAAGCCAAAAGAACGGGACAUCUAAUCUAAAUAUAAAGUCACAUAAGAAUAAAGUAGUAGAUAAAAUUGUGAAUACAAAAGUAAAAUAAUAAAUAAGAUGGUGAGUUUCAAAUAUUGCACAUAGUGGUAUUGUACAUGAUCAUCUACUUAGUAGGGUAAUGAGGGGUUAUUGCACAUGUUUUUCACAUUUCCUAUUAGCCAUCAGUCUUACUGUA